This is a messenger RNA of Chrysemys picta bellii (western painted turtle), 1712 nucleotides long. Lineage: Eukaryota; Metazoa; Chordata; Testudines; Emydidae. The record is from RefSeq and is a predicted model, not a curated record.
UCCUCCCGCAGAGUUCCACUAGGGACACCGCUACCGGGGUGGGCAACAAUAUGUGCGGUCCGGGUAUGAAACCUGCCCCAUGACAGAAGGUUCCUAUGGGAAUAAAUCCCCCCUAUUGGAUAGGGACUGACCCCCUUCGACUCCGGGGGGCAUUUUCAUGCCAGUCACCCCCUCACGUUCCCUAAAGGGGGCUUUGUUACCCCAUUUCCGGUAGACCCCCGCCCACCCGGUGCAUCAUGGGAGUUGUAGUUUUUUAAAGGCGCACGGCCGGAAGUGAGCCUUGGAAGCCCGGAUGCGGCGGGAGCGAAAGAAGGAGCGGGGCGGGAAUGAUGGCGGUGUUCAGGCCCGAUGAGGAGCUAGGACUGCGGGCGACUGAGAUGGAAGAAGAGGAGGGCAUGGGCCGUGGAGAGGAGCAGUCGCUGCAGCUGAACUUGGGGGACCUGGACCUCACCUCAGAUGAGUUCAUCCUGGAUGAAGUGGACAUUCACAUCCAAGCCAACCUGGAGGACUCCCUGGUUCAGGAGGCGCUGAAGACAGGCGUGGAUCUGCGGCAGUACUCCAAGCAGGUGGAACUGGAGCUGCAGCACAUUGAGCACGCCUCCAUCCGGGACUACAUCAAGGAGAGCAAGAACAUCACCUCCCUGCACAACCAGAUCACCGCCUGUGACGCCAUCCUGGAGCGCAUGGAGCAGAUGCUGAGCUCCUUCCAGUGUGACCUAAGCAGCAUCAGCUGCGAGAUCCAGACGCUACAGGAGCAGUCGGUGGCCAUGAACCUGCGGCUCAAGAACCGCCAGGCCGUGCGUAGCCAGCUCAGCCAGCUGGUGGACGAGCUUGUGGUGCCGGCCGCCAUGAUCAGCACCAUCCUGGAGGCCCCGGUGACCGAGCAGGACUUCCUGGAGCAGCUGCAUGAGCUGAACAACAAGAUGAACUACGUGAAGGAGCAGGCCUUCCGCGAGACCAUGGCCUGCACCGACGUGCACCACGUGCUGGACCGCCUGAAGGUCAAGGCUGUGACCAAGAUCCGGGAGUUCGUCCUACAGAAAAUCUACUCGUUCCGCAAACCCAUGACCAACUACCAGAUCCCCCAGAAUGCCCUGCUCAAGUACAGGUUCUUCUACCAGUUCCUGCUCGGGAACGAGCGGACGGUGGCACAGGAGCUGCGGGAGCAGUACGUGGAGACCAUGAGCAAGAUCUACCUGUCCUACUUCAAAUCCUACACCAGCCGCCUCAUGAAGAUCCAGUACGAGGAGGUGGCAGAGAAGGAUGACCUGAUGGGAGUGGAGGACACGGCCAAGAAAGGGUUUUUCUCAAAGCCGUCCCUGAAGAACCGCAACACGAUCUUCACGCUGGGGAACCGGGGCAGUGUGAUCGUGGGGGCCGAGCUGGAGGGGCCCAUCAUUGUGCCCCACGCUGCCCAGAAGAGCGACGUCCGCUACCCCUUCGAGUCGCUGUCCGCAGGCCAGCACUACGCCCUGCUGGACAACAGCUGCCGCGAGUAUCUCUUCCUCUGUGACUUCUUCCUGGUGACGGGGCCCAGCGCCCAGGAGCUCUUCAACGCGGUCAUGGGCAAGACGCUGGCCAUGUUCCUGAAACACAUGGACGCGUACGUGUGCGACUGCUACGACAGCAUCGCCGUCUUCCUCUGCAUCCACAUCGUCCUGCGCUUCCGAGCCAUCACGGCCAAGCGCAACGUCCCCGCCAUCGACAAGUGA